UGUUGUUACUUGAUUCAUAUAGAAUGAAUAACAGCACUAGUCACUACCCUUUCCCGCUUCGAAGUUGGGAGAUCUUUAGCUAUGUAUCAAUUGCUACUUUUGGAAUCAUUGGAAACGCUGCGGUAAUAAUAGUCACAAUUUUGAAUAAAAAAAUUAAAAUGACGUCAUUUAAUUUGACCAUUUUUUCAUUGGCUGUGACAGAUUUUAUGGCUUCAAUUAUUGGGUUACCAAAUUAUAUUUUAUCGACGAGUAUAUUUAACCAUCCCGUUGGACUUAAAGGUGAUUGGCUCUGUAAAUUGUUUACUGGAUACUUCUGGUUGUUCUUUUUUUUAGAAACAUCUGUGUUCCUUCUUGUUUAUAUUGCAUUUGAAAGACGGAAAGCAAUUUUAUUCCCUUUAAAUAACCAAAAUAAUGAAGGAAGCAACUUAAAAGUUGUAAUAAUAUUUCUACUCGUAAUACUAGCUUUUACAAUAGAGGUACCAACGAUUAAUGGUUUAAUGUAUGACGUCAAAAAUAACAAUGUUGGAAAUUUUUGUAAAUACAAAUAUUCAUUCACGCAAUCUAUUUUCAUUUAUUUAGCUGUAUUAACUAUGGAUUCAAUUAUACCAGCCAUAAUUAUAUUGUUCUGCUAUUACCAAAUUACUUCUUCACUUAAAAAAAGCUGUUUGUUUUUGAAAAGUAGAAAUCUUUAUGACAUUCAAAGUACUAACACAAACAAAACUUCAUCGAUUUUGGGAAGUAAGUUCAAAACAAUUGGGACGUUGAAAAUAGUAAACAUAGUAUUUUUUGCGUGCAUAGUACCUAACAACUUAUUUUAUUUUUUGUACCACGCAGGAUUCAGAGACUUACAUUGGACCUCUAAUGUAUUUCAAAUUGGAAUGCUUGUUAGAUUUUCUAACGUUUGCAUUAAUCCAUUUAUUUACAGUAUCAGGAGUAAUCAGUUUAAAAAAAAUUUUUGGUUUGUGUAUUAUUCUCGAAUAAGAAGUAAAUCCAAUUAUGAGUUAAAAUGCAUUUUAUUUUUCGAGAACAAAUCUAUGGCAUGGACGAACACGACCAAUCGCUACCCCUUUCCAAUACGAAGUUGGGAAAUAUUUUGGUAUGGAUCUAUAGCUGUGUUGGGAACAGUCGGCAACGGUGUGGUAAUGAUGGUCAUGAUUUUGAACAAAAACAUCAAAAUGACGUCAUUUAAUUUUACAAUUUUUUCAUUAGCGUUUACAGAUUUUUUGGCCUCUUUUAUUGGCUUACCAAACUACAUUUUAUCAACGAGUAUAUUUAAUCAUCCCGAUGGGCUGAAAGGAGAUUGGCUCUGUAAACUUUUUACUGGAUAUUUCUGGCCUUUUUUUUUUUUAGAUGUAUCUGUGUUCAUUCUUGUUUAUAUUGCAAUCGAGAGAAGGAAAGCAAUUUUAGAUCCCAUUGGAUGCCAACAGAAUAGAAUAAACAAUUAUAGUUUUUUUAUAAUUUUGCUUAUCGUAAUAUUUGCUUCUAUAUUAGGGAUACCGACAGUUUACGGUAUGGUUUAUAACAUCGAAAAGAAUAUCGUCGGAAACUGUUGCACAUACAAAUAUUCUUAUUUACAAUCAAUUUGUAUCUAUUUCGCUGUGUUUAUCCUUGAUACUAUAAUACCAGCUGUUGCCAUGAUAGUGUGUUAUCGCCAGAUCAGCUCAUCACUUGGAAAAAGCAAUGUUCUCCUGAAAGCCAGUAUUCACUUGAAUAACCAACGAAAAAACCUAAAUAAAACCACCUUAGUUUUUGGAAGUAAGUUUAAAACAGUCCAAACAAUGAAAAUAGUAAUUUUAGCAUUUUUUGCGUGUAUUGUUCCGAAUCAUUUGCUCUAUUUAUUAUCUCUAAUUAGUGUUAGAGGUCUAGAAUGGAACUCCGUUGUAUCACAAAUAGGCGUGCUUAUUCGAUUUUCUAACACCUGUGUUAAUCCAUUUAUAUAUAGUAUUAAAAGUAAACAAUUUAAAAAAAACUUCUGGUUUGUUUAUGAUACACGUAUAAAGGGGCGAUCGAAUUAUAAAAUUUUAAAUCGAACAUUAUGAUGUCGUUAAACCGUACUUAAUAUUUAUUUAUUUUACUACGUAAAGGGCGAUAAAGAAGAGAAAAAAAUCUUAAAACGAGCGUAUAAAAUGUCACUUUAAAAACUUAAGAAAAACGUUAUCUUAUUGAUUGCUUUGUUCAUAUAAAAGUUUUUUUUUUUAAUUUUUGAAAACGAAAUUCAAAAAUUUUGAAAAUUUUACUUA
Hydra vulgaris (swiftwater hydra) is the source of this 2240-nucleotide messenger RNA. The record is from RefSeq and is a predicted model, not a curated record. NCBI's taxonomy places the organism in Eukaryota, Metazoa, Cnidaria, Hydrozoa, Anthoathecata, Hydridae.